AUGGGUGCUGCCGCGGCCAAUCGCUCAGAUCCAGACGAUCUCUAUCAAGAUGAUGUCUUUCCGUGGUUUCAUUUGAUCCAGUGGAGCGCCGAGAGUGCAACCUCCAACCGCGUCUUCCGCUAUGACAUACCGGGCGUACAGGAAGCCGCACGGGGUCUGACGAAAACUGAAGACGCCUUCCUGGAAGCUUGUCCAAACGAGCUGCCCCAGGACUCCGGCUUCAGCAUGGACGAUAACACAAACUUUGCCGAGUGGGCCGGGGCUCUCCUGGACUGGAACCCUGAGUUGAGGUUUGUGCGCUUUCGCCUGGUUCCUCGACGCCUCACAGAAGACGCCUUCUGGAGUCGGUACUUUGCCACCCUUCGACAGUCUAUUCAAGAUCUCUUGUUCCGGACUUCCUCGGACGAGGACCUGGAGACAUCGGACAAAGCUCUGAGGCACUCGGAGGUACCUCCCUCUCCGGGCAUCGUUGCUGAGCCACCGGCCCCAAGCGACUGA
Symbiodinium sp. CCMP2456 is the source of this 498-nucleotide messenger RNA. NCBI's taxonomy places the organism in Eukaryota, Dinophyceae, Suessiales, Symbiodiniaceae. The record is from the annotation of a GenBank genome assembly.